GAGCAAGUGAGUGGAAAAGGGAUUCUGAAAAAUCAACGAAUGGAGUGAUUUAUUGCUAACGCGGACACCGAAGACGGGGGACUUCGCGAAGGAGUGACAUUUCAAAGACAGCCACUUUGGAGAGCGAUGUUAUUUAAGUUUCGAGAAAGACCGAGCAACCGAGUGGAUAUUUUUCUUAGUGAGAAUGUCCCUUGUCCAAGGAGUUCAGCAGAAACUGCGAAAAAGCUGUUUUGAACGUUUCAAAAAUUGGAAUCAGUAAUGUGCGGUUCAUUAUAAAGCACAUUAUCUCAAACCAGUUGAAUGGUGCAAACCUCAUCUUUAACGGUCGUAGAAUACAGUUCUCCCCAUAACCAUGUCUUGUUCUCUUUCUUUGUGCACUCUCUUAAUCCUUUUCUCCCUCGUCUGCCAUCCUCCUAUCCCCUUUGUCAGUUCCCUUUCCUUCAAUAUAAGUAGCUUUGAUGCGAAUGGAGGCGACAUAUUGCUCGAAGGAGUUGCGAGAAUUGUGUCUGGAGCUGUUCAACUAACCGAUAGCAAUAUCCUCCAGGCCUACUUUCAAGUAGGCCGCAUUCAGUAUUCCAAACCCAUUGAUAUAUGGGAUUCUGUUACAGGGAGACAAGCUGACUUCUCUACUCGUUUCUCAUUCACCAUCGAUACUAACAACGCCACUAAAUAUAGUGAUGGCAUGGCCUUUUUUCUUGCUCCUGUUGGCUUCCAAAUCCCCCCUAACUCAGCUGGUGGAUUCUUAGGAUUGUUCAAUGACAGCACACUUAAUGCUGGGCCUCAGAACCAAAUCGUCAUGGUCGAGUUCGAUACUUGGUCGAACUCGAGAUUUGAUCCUCCGGGGCAGCACAUAGGAAUCAACAGCAACUCACUCAGUUCGCUUGUUCAUGCCAGUUGGGAUGCUGGAUCACACAGCGGCAAUCCAACUAAUGUUCUGGUGACCUAUAAUUCCACCAGUAAGAAUCUUAGUGUAUUCUGGUCAUUUGAUGACAAGUCGGUUUCUCCAGGUGACAAAAGUUCCUUUCUUUCUUACCAAAUUGAUCUCGCUAAAGUUCUUCCUGAAUCUGUAGCGAUUGGAUUCUCAGCUUCUUGUGGCGUUUCUUACGAGAGUCACAGCAUCAAUUCAUGGGAAAUUAAUUCAAGCUUGAACGUUGAGCGUCCCUCACCGGCGGAUACAUCAAACAAGGGGGUCUCUAAGUUGUAUAGGAUUAUAACAUUUAUCACUGCUCCCGUAGCAUGUCUCUUGAUGGUUAUUUUAGCAGGUUCUUGCUUAUUUAUGACCACGAUGAGGAAAAAAUGUGAGUUUCGGGCUCUGACUCACAUUGACAAAGAGAUAGUAGCAUUGCCACUGCAAUUCUCUUAUCAAGAGUUGCUUGUUGGUACAAAUGGAUUUGCAAAUGAUCGAAGACUAGGCCAAGGAGGGUCUGGCCAAGUUUACAAAGGAUUUUUGAACUGUUUAGAUCGCCUAGUUGCUGUCAAAAGAAUCUUUGCAGAAUCCAAACAUUCAGAAAAGGUUUUCACCAACGAAGUGAAGAUAAUAAGCCGCACGAUACACCGAAAUCUGGUGCAAUUCAUUGGAUGGUGCCAAGAGGAAGGUGAGUUUUUGCUUGUUUAUGAAUAUAUGCCUAAUGGUAGCCUAGAUAAUCAUCUCUUUGGAACUCGAAAAAGUCUGUCAUGGGAUGUGAGGUACAAGAUAGCUCUAGGCUUGGCAUUAGCCCUUAAUUAUCUUCAUGAAGAACUAGAGCAAUGCGUUCUUCACAGAGAUAUAAAAGCCGCCAACAUAUUACUCGACACAAACUUCAACACUAAGCUCGGCGACUUUGGAGUGGCUAAGCUCGUUGACCCACAGUUCAGGACUCAAAUGACAGAUGUGGUAGGGACACGUGGCUAUUUGGCACCAGAAUAUGCGAGUGAAGGGAGGGCUACUAAGGAGUCUGACAUGUUCAGCUUCGGGGUUGUGGCUCUAGAAAUCGUUUGUGGUAGGAGGGCGUAUGGGGAAGGUGAAUUUCAAGUUCCACUGUACAAGUGGCUUUGGCAACUUUACCUAACUGGAAACAUGCUUGAAGCAGCCGAUGAAUCAUUGAAUUCGAGUUUCGAUGGGAAGGAAAUGGAAUGCUUGAUGAUGGUGGGAUUGUGGUGUGUGCAUCCAGAUCCCAAGAGAAGGCCAAAAGCAGGACAAGUUAUAAGAUUUCUUCAGCUAGAAGUUCCGGUGCCCGAGUUUCCACGUGGCACCUAUGAGGCCCCCACUUUAUAUCAGCAAUCGGCACUAAGAAUAGAGUCUUCCUCUUCUAUGCAAGAAUCACUUCCCGUUAAGCAAGACACGUCAUGGCUCCUGAAGCCAUCCAGCAACACAUGUUGACUUUUGGGAAAAUGAAACAAAUGUUGUGACGGAUUAUUUAUGCUCAAUCGGCCUUUUCUUUGCUGUAAUAUAUUGUCUAGCUGCUGAUGUAGAUGUCAGAGAGACAUCAGUACCAUUAAAGAUGCCCACUUAUGCAAAAGCUCGCAUUGCAUAAUCUGAUUUUAUGAGGAAUGAUUCCAACGAAGUAUGUUCUUUGACUCUGUUUCAGUUACAAUCUGGAGAUGCCUUAAGCCUUUACAGGGAGAUAAUUUAGUCGAAAGAUUGGGUGGUUAUAACAGGUAGAAACUUUCUAAUAAAAAAAUUAUUUAAUUUAUGCACCGAGGAUAGUAGCGAAACAAGAGCAGUAGAAGCGUGCCUGCAAUUUAGAGGUAAACCAAGGGAAAAAAACCGUACUGGUGACAGAUUGUAGGUUCUUGACGAGUCAUUGUUAAGAACUAUCUAUCUCUUAACACUAGGUAUAUCCAAUCUUGCCGUAUUACCCGUGGUGGUGCUUUCUUGUCUUUAAGUAGAACAGUCCAUUCUGGAAAUUAGCGUUGCUACAUAACUUGGUUAAUGUCACCUACAAAGUUCUUGUUUCUAUUUCCUUUAAAUUCUUUGCAUGAGGAACUUGUCACUAAUUGUAAAUUUUUCUCUCCCAAAGAGAAAAUGUCAUACUCGACCAAAUCUUUCCAGUCCCACCAUAGCUUUUGCAUUUUUCAGGAUAUAAUGGUCCGCCGAAGAGGUUUCAACAGGUAAGUCAGCACCAUCGAAAUAUAACUUUUGUUCUGCUUCCUGGGAUCAGUUAAUUUAAGGGGAGUCAGUUCUAGCAAGAAUCUAUGACUGGACUGAUAUUGCAAGAACAAGUAAGCCUCGACCUGUUUUUUACUGUUAGAUUACCAUGUAUUCUCUCCAUGCUAGCUCUCGGUAGAUUAUGGAGGGAAAUAGAUCUUGCUUUACAUAUGAAGCAAAGAUCUGGCUGCAACAUUUUUCUCGCCGCUUGUUAGAUCAGUUCAUAUAAUAUAGGAGCAGGCUCUUAAGAUCUUUUACCCUUAUAUCUCAUUCGAGUAUUUUGGUCAUUUAUCGGGAUAACAUAAUCAGAAAAGCUAAUAGGAAGAUGAGUUGCAUGAUCCGCAAUUGCAAACUAAACCAAUCAGAAAAAAGAAAAGCAGAAAAGUGGAAAGGUGCCCCAGACUCGAAUUUCUAUGAGCAUGGAUGGAUGUUUCAGCAUGUCAGGAUAUAUGCAACACUGAUUGAAUUCGUCUUGGUCCAUUUUUGAGGCAUCGGUUAUAAUCGAGUGAAGCAGCCAAAAGAAUUUGAAAAGAUAAAGACUCUUUAUGUUUCCGGAUAGUGAGGUAUGACCCAAAUGCAUGUAGUUUAAGCUUAUUCACUAGGAGAUGUACUUGUUUGAGUCAUUCGAUAAGAUUCUCUUGUUCGAGUUAAAGAAGAUGGAGCGUGUCAAUCACUUAGCACAAGAAAAAUUGACAAUGGAACAGUGAUUCAUCAUUCAUCAGUAGAUUCUGUCAAAAAAGGCACCACUAGUGCUAAAUACAGAAGUAAGCCUACGGUAGAAAAAACUGCCUUCUGAAGUAAGCACAUGUAUCUAGAGGUUUUGUAUUAUACAUGGAGAGACCUAACUUCAGGAUCGUGGGGGGCUCCAUCUCUGUGCUAAAAGACACGUACAACAACCACACAUGAUUAACAGAAGCAAACAAAACAUAACCAUUCGUCUAUGUGCCUAAUUCUGCAGAAUUAACUCUCUGCUACUUUGGCCGUUGCAAUACUUAUGAUAUACUCGAUUUCUUCAGCGACUUCUUUCAUAGAAGGACGGUUCUGCCUACGUUCCUCCAAGCAUCCCACGGCAAGAAAUCCGAGCGCCUUCAUGGUCUCCACGUCGACGGUGCUUGCCUUUUCCUUCAGCAUCGGAUCCACGACAUCCAUUAUCCUCUCCUCCUCCACUGUCCUCUGCACAUAGACUGCCAGAUUCACAUCAUCGGCCGCUCGAUUGAAGUCUAUCGCCUUUUGAGACGUCAA
Molecule: messenger RNA, 4369 nt
Organism: Syzygium oleosum
Lineage: Eukaryota; Viridiplantae; Streptophyta; Magnoliopsida; Myrtales; Myrtaceae
Product: L-type lectin-domain containing receptor kinase IX.1-like
Exons: 1
Coding region: 353-2359 (668 amino acids)
Biological process (GO): protein phosphorylation
Cellular component (GO): plasma membrane
Molecular function (GO): ATP binding; protein kinase activity; carbohydrate binding
Source: RefSeq, a predicted model, not a curated record